UAUAACCCACCUGCUCCUCUGCUACCACAUGACUGCUGAUGUCAGCCAAGCCAGAGUCAAGGCUGGGAACCUGUAGACAAAAUGGUGUUUGUGCGUCUGUCCGGCAGAGUGAGCAUGUGUGGGAGCAAUGUAGUGGGGAAGAGGAAGAAAGGAGAAAAAGAACCAGUUAAACAGAUGGCAGUAAAUCAACACAAUCUUUCCUCUUAUAGCCCUGGUGUGUGUAUUUUUUUUUUUUUACAGCAUAUGUAUUUAUGAAGUUCAGCAGCCAUAUGAGAAAUUAGCCUCUGUAUUCACCGGGGCCCUCCCACCCCUCUGUCUUGUUCUCUAAUCCGCCCACAUGUAUCGUCUGAGGAAAAAAUAGUGCAGAAGGUGACGCUCCUCCAAAGGAACAGAGAGAGGCACAGAGAGGGAAAGGCAAUAAGAGAGAGUGUCUACAGGCUGCAUCUCCAUUGAAAUAUUUGGAAGAGGGAGGCAGAGGAAGACCUGAAUGGUAGCUACACCCUGCGCCUGGAAGCGUAGAGACACUGUAACAAAGGCUGGCAAUUAUUUUUGGCAAUAACAAAGAGGUGGGAGAGGGGCUCUGAAAUCGAGGGAAAUAGCAAAAAAGGGGGACUUCUGCUUCAUUUCAUCCGAAAGCCUCAUCCCUUGCCAUCAUCAGCAUGACCAUAAGCUAUAAGUAACAUUCGGCAAUAACGGUGUCAAAACGAGAUUUUCAGCAACAGACGCGCGCAAUCAUAUUCUGCUUUAUAAUAAUCGGGGGGAGAAAAAAAGAACAACUGAAUGCCUGCGAGAAACUGGAUACUCUCUGAAAUCAUAAGAAAGAGCGAUCUAACAAAGAAAACUACAUUUUGAUUGAUCUUUUAAGCUUGAUGUGCGUGUUUCUGCACGUACUCGAAACGAACCUGAACCAAAAGCAAACUCCUCAGACUCCUCCCUCCUCCUCCCUUCGGUUUCUCGCAUCCUCUCCCUCCCCCCGGUCCUCUAUGCUCAGUUCGGUGUGUGUAUCCUCUUUCAAAGGGCGCAAGGGUGGGAACAAGUCGUCCAACAAAGCAUGUUACAGUGCAGACAUGACUUGUCCGUCGGAAAGCGAGAAAAUCGUGAUAAACUGCGGGGGGGUGCGGCAUGAAACCUACCGGAGCACCCUAAAAACGUUGCCCGGGACCCGCUUAUCGUGGCUCACCGAGCCGGACGCGUUCAGCAACUUCGACUACGACCCCAAAUUAGACGAGUUCUUCUUCGACCGCCACCCGUCAGUGUUUUCCUUCAUCCUCAACUAUUACCGUACCGGGAAGUUGCACUGUCCCAACGAUGUGUGCGGCCCCCUGUUCGAAGAGGAGCUGGCCUUCUGGGGCAUCGAUGAGACGGACGUGGAGGCGUGUUGCUGGAUGAAUUACCGGCAGCACCGGGAUGCGGAGGAGGCGCUGGACAGCUUUGAGACUCCAGAACCGGACGCGCCGGACGACGAUCCGGCGCUGGGCGGAGCGGAUGGGGACUUGAAAAGACUGUGCAUGCAGGAGGACGCGAGGAAAGCGGGAUGGUGGAAAACCUGGCAGCCCAGAAUAUGGGCGCUGUUUGAAGACCCGUAUUCCUCCAAAUAUGCCCGGUAUGUGGCAUUUGGCUCCCUAUUCUUCAUCCUCAUCUCCAUCUCCACUUUCUGCAUGGAGACGCAUGAGGCCUUCAACACCAUCCUCAACAAGACAGAGAACGUCACAGUGGGCAACAUGACCCAUGAGGAGAUUGUAUACGAGGUGGUUACUGACAGCUGGUUGACAUACGUGGAGGGUGUGUGUGUCAUUUGGUUCACCAUCGAGGUCCUGCUUCGAGUCACCUUCUGCCCAGACAAGCUUGAAUUCUUCAAAAGCUCCCUCAACAUCAUCGACUUUGUCGCCAUCCUGCCCUUCUAUCUGGAGGUAGGCCUGAGUGGUCUGUCCUCCAAAGCUGCCAAGGAUGUCCUGGGGUUCCUCCGUGUUGUCCGAUUUGUCCGUAUCCUCCGAAUCUUCAAGCUGACCCGUCACUUUGUGGGUCUCCGUGUCCUUGGCCAUACCCUUCGUGCCAGCACCAAUGAAUUCCUCCUGCUUAUCAUCUUCUUAGCCCUUGGUGUCCUCAUCUUCGCCACUAUGAUCUACUAUGCUGAACGAAUUGGCGCCGACCCAGAUGACCCAACAGCCAGCGCCCACACCAACUUCAAGAACAUUCCCAUUGGAUUUUGGUGGGCUGUUGUGACCAUGACCACGUUGGGCUAUGGAGAUAUGUACCCGGAAACGUGGUCAGGCAUGCUGGUAGGUGCGCUGUGUGCCUUGGCUGGUGUGCUGACCAUUGCUAUGCCUGUACCUGUAAUUGUCAACAACUUCGGCAUGUACUACUCUCUGGCCAUGGCCAAACAAAAGCUGCCCAAAAAGAAGAACAAACAUAUCCCCCGAGCACCCCAACCAGGGUCCCCCAACUACUGCAAGCCAGAUGCCCUGGCUAUGGCUACCGCAUCACCGCAAAGGAUCUUGGGAAAUGUCCUAGGUGGAGUGAUGGGGUCAGGAGGCAUAGGGGGUGACUGUCCUCUUGCCCAAGAAGAAAUUAUAGAGAUUAACAGAGAUUCCAAGCAGAACGGUGAUGCAGCCUCAGCCGCCCUGGCUAACGAGGACUGCCCCACCAUUGACCAGGUGCUGAGCCCAGACGAGAGGAGCCCUAUUGGGCGAGGGCCUACCCGGGAACGCUACCAGCAGGACCGCGCCUGCUUCCUGCUCAACACCAGAGAAUUCCGUGCCACAGAUGGGAAUGUGCGGAAAGGUUGUGUCAUAUCACGCGUGUCAACAGGCUAUGAGAAAUCUCGCAGUCUUAAUAACAUAUCGGGAAUGGCUGGGUCAUCACUGCGGCUUGCUCCUAUCACUAGCCCACCCUUUGAAACCUAUGAGGCCCCAGGACCACUGCGCCGCUGUCGCUCCCCCAUCCCCUCCAUUUUGUAGCAGAAAGGGUGUUCAUGAUUGGAUGAUAAGAGAUGUGGAUUAGCUAUGGACUGAUCGCACUGAAGCCUCCAUUUGGAUUGUACACCGUGCAAAAACAAUAGCAAUAACAUAAAAUGAACUUGAAUGUAGAAAGAAUGACCUCUUGUCUUGUGAAUCUAAUGGUUUAUGAUGCAUGCAUCAGGUUAGCUGAUGGGGUCAAAUACACAUUUUAGCUUUAAAGAUACACUGUUAUUUAAAAUUAUUAGAAUAAAUGUAAAAAAAAAGGAUUGGUUAGUAAAUUAAAAAAUUGUAUCAGAGCUUAAAAAACAUUAUGAAAACAUGUGCACAGUUACAUUUUAAAACUUAAGAAUUAAGUGUAUAGAUGGACAUCAAUUUUUAAGUGUUCUGGACCAAACAAAACUGAGCUCGCAACACUGUCCAGAGAAAUGACCAUGAAACAAGAUACUUCAGUUCAUUUAGCCAAAGACAAAAAUACAUUUAUAGAUUAUAUUGACGUUGAAUAGGUUUCUACUUUCUGUCUUUUGUGAAUAUUGAUGUAUGUACAGUGCAGACAUAAUUUUGGUAAUUCUCUCUAAAAAACAGACUUGGCUUCUAUAAGUCUCAGUGUUAACACUUAAUUUUGUAUCUUAUCAUUGUGACAUCAUUGGACACUUUAUGUUGAUAGUUUUCACAGCAAAGCUAAGUGAUGUAAAAAGUUGAAAAAUCAAAAACUAGAAACAAAAACCUUAGCUUAAGAUGAAAAAAUACAAACAUUGUACCAUAAGAGCUAUCUCAAUCUAACAUUUGAAAAUUGUAGUUUUAUUACAUUGCUGUUAGGAUCCCAUAUAUGCAAUUAUUACCUUACAGUGUACAGUUAAAGGUCUAUUCAGUCACUUUCUUUGGCAGUUGCAAGCAUGUUGUCUAAUAAAUUUCUAGAUAUUUAUCAUUCUCAUCUUACAUGCAAUUAUAACAAUCAUAUUUCGAAAUAAAAAUAUUUGUUUCAUUAUAUGCCUCAAAAAAAUGUAUAAAUACACGAGGGGGUUGGGGGUGUGUGCAGGAUGAGGUUAGUUGGAGUCGCUUCCAUGCUUGCUUUCGUUUUCUGACAAGAUAGCUUGCUAAUGUGCAAUGCUGGUUGUUAGCAACACCGAAUGACCUAAUGUCAUAAUAUUGGAGCUUCACACUAGCACAUAGACCAUAUCAACCCAGUUGAUUCUGUACUCAGAUGGGCAGUAAAGUACCAGAUUUAGCGACUUUUCUUGGUUGUUAACAUUGUUAGGGCAGCCGAAGACCUUGUGAGUAGAGCUGCCUGGCUAGCUACUUGCUAACUGUGUUUUGUUUCCCAAAGGAGCACAAUUUAGCAUUCACGUCUUCGGGUUAAUAAUUUCUAUUUGAUGAUAGUAAAUGACUGAGUGGACCUUUGAAGAAAUGCUAAUCAGGACAGUUAUGUAAAUGAAAUAUGUACUUGUAGGUCUACAAUUUUUUAAAGAAAUCUUAAUGCAAUGUAUUUAGAAAGCUACUUAAAAAUGCCAACAAUAAUCUUAGUACAAGAAAUGUACCUAUAAAGUCAGAUAUGGAUGAAUGCAAAAUUAAUUAUAUAGUUAAAACAAAUACAAGCACUUUACUAACAGUCAGUAUUAAUUUACUAACCUUUAAAGCUGCCAUGUUGACAUGUAAGACUACCCCAUAAAACACGUCUCUAACAAUUUUCUAAAUAUCUGUUUAGCUUCUUCUUCACUUUUGAUGUUUCUUAUAUAUUUUUCCAUUAUUGUUUUGUUUUUGGUUUAAAUGUUUGUCUAAAACACUUUGAAAAAAUACAAAUUAAAACGUCUAAAUGCAAUCUGUUGCAAUAUGACACUGGUUUCAAUAUACCAUUUCCCUCAAUAAUUAAAAAUCAUUUUGUUUAGCUUUAAUUUAUUUUUGUAACUGAGGACCUUCUUCAAGAUAGCCAUCCUCACAUGAAAAUAGAUCUUAUGUUAAAUGUUAAGCAAAAAAGAUUUUAAAAAUGACACAUUCACAUAUGCAAUAAACAUGCAAUAUUAUUUUAAUGCUGGAAAACAUGCUGUGCACAUACAUAUAUAAAUAUGCAGAUCUAUUUUUAAUCUUAAAAAUGCACAGACUUUGUUAGGCAGUCUAUCUUUUAUUUAGCUGUUCCAGAAGUAUUACGAUGACAUGAGCCAUUUUUCUUGUUUUAUUUCAAGUCAAUGUGGUCUUACUGGUCCUUUAUACUUUGCUGUUCUGGCUGCCAUUUUUAAUUGUUUGAGUUUUGUAAUAGUUUUAUUUUUUUCACUUGUACUGGUAAUAUAUAUUUCAUUGUAAGGAAUCACGUUUCUGUACCACUGAUUGUCUAAAAUAACAUUUGUCAAAAAAGAUACAGAUGUUGUAUUGAACUGUCCUUAAGUUCUUUAACAAACAGAAAUGAAGUAAGACUGAAAUCACCAGGAAAAACUGUAAGUGCUUUAGAACCAACAAUUUUUUCCAGGUGUAAAGGGAGUAUUUCCGUACUUGUUUAAAAAAUGUCAGGUCCUGAUAUUCUUACUGUCAUAAUCUAUGGUCCCGAUUGCCAUUUUGUCUAAAAAUCGAUGUGCUUCCAGACCCCUAAACUUUGAGAACUUAGAUAUGCAGUAUUAUGACUGAAGAUGAAAGCUAUGACAUCACUUGAAGGUUUGCUUGAAUCUGUUGUGGACUGGAAUUUGAGCGGUUUGUAAAAGUUGUCUCAUUUAGGAUAGAUCCUACCAUACGUUCACUGCAAGAAGUAAUGCUUGCCUGGCUUCAUCUGAUACGGGUUUUUGAAGGCCAUCGCACAUAUUUUCAGACCGAAGUGGCUAAUAGUCGUGCUAAUACUCGAUAUUGUUGCAUUUUACUGUUAUAAUGUCAAAAAAUGACAGUAACUUAGUGUUGUCUGAAAAUAUCUGAAACAUGCAUGCAGAACUUUGUUUCUCCAGUGAAUCCAAGCAUUUUUUGUCAGCAGCUCCUUAAUGUAUAAUGUCAACCUGAACUUAGGGAAGGUAGGGAAACUCUGGGAUAGUACAUUUUUAAAUUGAUUUAAAUUGCAGAAAAAUGUUUUGUGAACAUGUAAUGUGUAAAGUGUAAAAUGACACACAUUGAUUGGCCUGGGUUCAAUACUUAAAGCUAAUCUAAGUCCACAUCAGCAAACCUGAAUAUUGGUCUGUAAUUUUUGCGAGCAUCACUUCUCUCAGCGCACAAAACCUCUUUAAACCUUUUAAGUGCACAUGCAUACUGUAUAAUCGUAUGAUGACUCCACAAUGUGGAUGUUACAAUUUGCAGAUACUUUGAAUUAUACUGGUUUGCCACUUUAUUUGGAAUAUACAUUUUCUGUUACAGUGAAGGAAAAUGUCUGUCCAUCCUAUAUAUCUGCAGUGGAAUGUUUUUCUCUAAUGCUACAAUUGACUGACAAUGGGUGAGAGGAGUAACAUAUUCUCACACACCACCCCUUUAAUUUGAACAUUUAUAAUUAUAGAAGUACUCUAUUUGUUCAUAUUUGCUUUGUAUUGUAUCAACAUUGAUCUGAAGAAUGUCAUAACUGUGGUUCUGUUGAGUUUAAAGAGUCAUAUCACAUAGUUGUGGCCAAUGCAAAUCACCUAGGACACAAACAUCGUUUAGGUUAACAAAACAGGCAGAUGUUGUAAGUGCCUCUAUGAGGCCCCUGUAGGCUCUGAUGUCAAUUUAGGAGUUCAUGCAAACUAGCUAGAUUUAACUAGCUAAACCUUCGAAGCAAUGCUUAAUGGUCAGUGGUUAUUAUUGAAUAUGUACAUAUCUGUAUCUACACAUGUGAAUACAUUAAAGUCAUAUGAAAUUAAUAUAUCUAGGUAUACUUUGUGAGUGUGGGGCAGGAAGUUGAACUGAUUCUAACAGAGUUGAAUGAUUUAAUAUGUAUGUCAUCAGAAAGGUGUAUGGUUUUAUCCUUCAAAUGCUCAAUGCAGUGCCAACCUAACCUAACUACACCACUUAGUGACAGAGCCUGGCUUUCUGGUUACAUAUAUACAUACAUACAUAUUAAGUCUAUAUUUCAAAAACAAAGUAUGUUUGUUUAUUAUUUUACUGUACCAUUUCCACAUGAUCUGGUUAUUUUUAAAGUAUACUAUUAUUAAUUCAGCUGUAAAGACAAAGGAAACUUUUGAGUGCAUUUUUGGUUCCAUGUUGUUUUCUUGAACAAGAAGUGGUCCUACAUGGGGUAAAUGCACUGUAUUCUAUUGAAUAUAAAUGUACAUUAAAUGUAAAUAUUUCAGUGGUUGUUGCUAAUAUAUCCUGACAGGCUUGUAUGGUGCAUGUGCAGCUUUGAGAAAGAAAUGCUGAGACUUGCAGAGACUGUUUCAUUCUAUUUGGAUUUAGUUAGCAUAGGAAUACACACUGCUAUUGUUCUGUAAGUAGUAUUUUAAUUUGUGAGAAGAAGGGGAGAAAAUGCUUUUCGAUCAACUUUGAAUUGUUCACCAGUUAAACCUCCGCGUGUCUGUUACUUUGGUGCAUAAUAUGGUGUUGCAUUAAGAAGAACGUUUACCUAUCUUGUAAUGUCCACUAAAGUGUUAAUCAUCAUGGGAUGUAGCAAACUAAUGUUAUGCUGGGCACACUGAGGUCAAACAAUUAUGAAUCCUUUUGUAGCAAAAUGCAUUGAUCAAAGAAGUUUACCAAGAUGCUGGACUAUUCCUUUAAAUUGGCACCAGAUGUAUUAAUAAUGUACACACUAAAAGAAUGCAUGAGCCACCUUCUGCACAAAACCUGGCAUUUAUAUACAGCUUUGGUCUUUUAAGGACACCAUAAAGCUCAGAAGUGUCACAUAUAUAACAGUUACAGAUACGCUCGUUAACAUCCUUUAACAUCCAGACAGAAUCGGUAGUACACAUAUUUUUAGCUGUAUCAUAUUGUAAUGUGGGAAUAAGAACAAUGUACAUUCGAUCAUACCGUUGACCUACUAGUAUCAUCAAUCAAUAACCUGUUAUGAUUUAUAAUACCGGUGCAUGAUGUCAACACAAUGGCUGCUUUGGCUCUGUUUCAGGAUGCUACUGGUGUCAGAACAAAGACAGAAGAAGACAGAAAAGUCUGGUUUAUGUCCAAACAAAUAGUGGUGUGUUAGUAUACAAUAAUGGAUGUCUUUAGACUCUUGCAUGUACACAAUUUUGUGAACACUUAAGUGUUACACAGAAGAAGGCAUAUACAGGAAUUUAUAAAUCUGGCACUAAGACUCCAUUAAUGUAUUUCUGAUUUAGUGCAGACAUAUUUGGGAAAUUAUAACCAGGAGACGGUCCUGUUCCUCUUAAUAAGAUCCACAUGACGAGGCAUGGCAUUGCCUCUGCAUUUAAUACAACUAUAGAUUUACAUGAAAAUACUAAUAAAUACAGUUACAAAGUAUAUGCUUAAUGGGCUAGCAUUCAUGGUGGGUUAGAUUAAUAGGUGCUGACUCUUCCUCAUUUCAUAAGCCGCAGUUGCUUGUAGGAUAUAUGAGGGCCUUUACUCUCAGUUAACUAAAUCCCUAACCUUUACCAUACAACUGGUCUUUACAAAGUAUGAACUGUGUCUUGCUAACAGCUUUUCUCUGGAGAAAACUGCAACUAUAAAAGUGGAAAUUGACAGAGGAAGAGGGUGAAAGAAGAGCAGACGGGAAGAGCUAAUGCGGCUGCAAUAAAGGAUAAUGUUUGUAUUGGGUUGAUGUUUGCUGGUGAGACCACAGCAGAAGUGUUUAAUGUCCCAGUAAAUAAUGCAUGAUGCCAGCACAUGUGAUGCAAGAAGUGUUUGCCAUAACUGUAGGCAAAGGAUUAAAAAUGCUCAACCUACUGUUGUUGACAAACAUUUUCUUGAAUUUGCACCUGUGUUUGCAUGAUGCAAGCUUAUGUUGGGGGUUAAGCCUCCUGAAAUGGUGUCAGCUCAAUGUGUAAUUCCACUACUUGCUUCACAUAGUACAAUUCCUCUUUUAAAUGUGAAACCCAUGAAUAGCAUUGAGUAUGUCUGUAUGUGUCCAUCUGUCAAAAAAGUGUUUUUCCAUGAAGUGUACAUAUCAUUCAAAUGAAAAUGUUUGCACACAUGUAAAUAUGCACGUGCACACACACACACACACACACACACACACAUGUACACAUUAGUGAAUAACUGGUCAUCAUCUCCCUAUCACCUAAUCUUGUUUACUUUGAAAUGCUCUGUACAUAAUUCACUCGUGUAAAGAUUAUGGCUAUAUUUGUUGAGAUUUGGCAGAGUGGAGAGUAUGGUGCUGGUCAGUUGGCCGGCAGUUUGUUUCAUUCAGUCUAUUGUUUGUUUUUCUAAUAUUGUCAGCCACCAGUUUUAUUGUCACCAUUUCUUGAUUUUGUUAUUCAAGAAUAACUUGUGUGCCAACGUUCUGUCUGUAUGCUGGAGAUAGACUGCAUUUGUAGCUGUACUAGAGUUGUCAUCACAGUUUAAAUUUGUGCACUUCAUUCUGACAUGCACAGUUAACCAGCAGUUUACAGGUAAUGGUAAUCUCUGAUUACUUCCCUAUUGUACAUAAUGUAAGUAACACUAUGAAACUGUGUUAUGAAAUUCUAUGCAAUUGGCAAAUUCCAAAUAAAAUAAAAUAAAAUCAUCAAUUUAUGACCAAGAUUGGUUUUUGGUUUAUAGAAGUGGAGCACUUCUAUAAACCAAUCCAGAUACAAGUGUUUACUGGUAAUGUUACAAGUUAAGUUUCAAUUUCACUGAACAUGAUUUCAUACAAAAUGUUUAUUCUCUGUGAACUUAAUAUUAAUGGCUUUCUGUUCUUGUCUUCACAGUGUUAAGUUUCUAGCAUUCGCCUUCUCUCUAAUGAGGAGUCAGUAAGCGGUAAACACAAAUUUGCGGCAGGAGCCACGUAAGCGACAGGUGUGACGCGGAUGGACAGUUUAAAGGAGAUCUUUGGGGUGACAAGAGAGAGACCAGAAGUUAAUCAUGAAUUAAAAAAUCAUAUGGUCUGCUCCUCACAUUGUUACCAAAGCAGCCUCUUGGAACUCUGACCACAUUUUUGACAACUGCCUGACUGACUUUUUUCCCCCCUUUUUUCGGCAAACUGACUGAGCAUUGCACUGACACACUUUGGGAGAGAAAUGGACUCCUGAUUACACAUUCCAGAUGACAUAUCUCUGACAACAUUAUACUUGCCAUCUUGUAUGAUGACCAACUCAGUACCAUCUACAGUGCUGAACAACUGAGCAACUUCACAAGUUUCCGAAAAACACUUGUCUUCACAAAGGACUGAAUGAACAAUGUAGCAUCUCUGCUAACAUAUUGUAGCAUUUGUUGGCUGGGAAAUAACUUGACUUCAAUCCAUCAACAGUUCGAAGAGAGAGGAAUUUAUGCAUUCAAGGGAUCUUUUAGAUGUCAUUUUCCUCUUGAGUUCCUUUCCAGUGAAGAAAAAAAAAAGAGAGUACAUGAGAGACAAAGGAUUGGUCUUACUCGUUAAAACACUUGACAUUCCAAAAAGAAAGUUGCACAUACAAAUAGUGCACAUGAAAUCAAUCACAAAUGCACAGUAUUUAACAACACGCAUACUAGUGUCCCUCAUUCAAGUUUAGCACUUCAAUAGCGUGUUUUCCACUGAACCUAUGUCUUCCAUUCACUUCUAUCAGACUGAAACACCCACUUCCCUCUUCACAAGUACUGAGAUAAUCAAAAACAGCAUAUGAAGUUGAACAAAUGAAGCACAUGUAGCAUCAGCUCAAACAAGUCAUGUGUAUAGCAUUUACUGUACAUUUAGACACACAUGAAAUAUUCACCAUAAGUAAAUGGUGGAAAAAGACUUAUCUUUAUCUCUCAUGUACUGACAUGGGCUUGCCCAAAAGUCCAUGUAGGAUACCAAAGGUCCUGUAGCAUGCACUUGCUGAAUGACCUUCUGUAGUGUACAGUAGAUUAGGAGAAAUAUUCCAUUUCGGAGGUUUGUACUCUCCCUCAUACUGGCCAUUGCAUUUGUUUGGUACAAAGUCAUUACUCUAAAGGAGCUUAAACUGCCACUAGCAUCCCAUCUCCAUAUGCACAUUUAAAUAUUAACAUGUCUGACUGACACGUUGAGGAACAAAAAGACUGACUCAUGGAGACAAAACAAAAGUCCUAGAGACAAUUGUCAGUCUUUCUUCAAUAUCAAGGGAUAUUGGCCUGCCUAAAUUACAACGAAAAUGACAUUCCUACCGGGACACUUUUUACGUCACAUAGAACUGUCCAUUAGCUGGAAAUAUCUGUGUUAUCAUUUUGAAAGGGACCAAUCAGAUAAAUGUUCCCACAAACACAAAGGCCGACACUGCCAAUUAGGCACAAGAAUCCCCAGACACAUACUGCCCCAUCUCUCUCUUGUCUCUCUUGUUGCCAACGACUGCUUCACAGGCAAGUCGAUGUCAGUAUAAGGAUGGCCCAUCAGGGGAGCCCUUAGGCAAAGGAGCAAAUGAGAAGAAAUGGACCAAGAGUAGAGCAAGUGUGGAAGUGUACAAAGAGAACAAAUCUAUAUUUUGAUAAACAAAUCUACUAUCCAUGGCUUCGGAGUAAGUUUCUGAGCAGAAAAGGUCCAGAAUGGAAGAAAGGAAAAAAAAUCUGAUGCAAAUGUUAAUAGAAAAUUUGGCAUCAUGAAAUGGAGUCAAAGUCCUGGAAAAAGAUGGGAAGUGAAUAUUUUGCCAUGGGGGGAGGGCGAAGUUGUUUUCCCCACAAGCACCGGGAAAAACCUUUUUGAAAGACAAUGAGCGAUGACAGACUCUUGCCUAUAAAGACAUGGGGAUGACAAAGGAUGGACGCUGAGAUAAACAAAUGAAAAAAAAAAGAUAAUGCAUUUUUGUAACUUUGUUUACCAGCAUGACUACUUUGCAUGACUGUCUUUUCUGCAAGCCCUUAGUUGAAGACAAGGGUGCUAGAGAUACAAAAAAGUAUAUAUAAAAUGAAUUAAAAAAAUGUUAUAUGCAAUUAAUGUUUUAAAAAAGAUUAUAAUGAAAGAGAAGAGCUAUAUUUUGUUUUGAAAAGUAAAAAAAAUGUGAAUAUUGAAACAUAUAUGUUUGCAAAGUACACCCUGAACUAUGUUUUGUUUGAUGAAAUCUCUCUGCUACUACUGCCCUACAUUACUCAUCCCAGUGUCUUCGACCACUGCCAUAGUUUUACUUUGUUAUGCAUCGAGCAGUAUAUUUUCUUACCAUUUAAUCAACAGCGAUCAUUCAAGACUUUGCCAAACUAGCAUUUGCGCAAAGGAUGUUUGUUGUUAAUCACAAAAAAAUGUUUUUCUCCUUGAAUCAUUUGCACAUCUACCGUAGCAGCAACAGCAACAGCAACAGCAGUUCUAAGACAACAGCUCUCCAUACCACAACUUUGACAGCUUGAUUAGUACUCAUAGUUUGCUUUUUUCCUUUGGCAAUAAUACAAGAGUUGUCACAUGAUUGUAGCAGGGCAAACGGAGAACCUCGAGAGUAUCUUCAACGCCUCAGUGUUAAAGAGAUUCGUAAAAGGCCUUGGAUUGUCCCGUGGCAGGAUUUUGGCAGUUCUAUUCCACUAGUCCUAAAUAGAAAAAUGGGAGUACAAGUGCAGGUUAUCCAAUAAAGACCAAUAACAGACUAUGAAAGAUACUAUAUUGGUGAACAAUCAAGAGAGAUUUCAGGUUUGCAUGGAACCAACUGCCAUUCCAAAGUUUGUGUGUGGUUUAAAGGACUCAGGUGUGUUGAUGGUGUGUGUGGAUGUAGGUGUUUUGCUAUUUUCUUUCUAACAUAAUAAAUUCUAGUAUAUAGACAACGAUAAUGUGAACACCUCACAGUGAUGUGUAAAAAACGCAUGCAUUAUGACUUGAUAAUCUCUCGAGGGGGGGAACAGAGUCUUGACAUAUCCCCUUAGCCUCCUGUCAUUGUUUGUCAUGAAGUCCUGGUAACUAUGAUCACUGUGCCAUGUCGUAGAGCAGAAACGUCUUCCUCCGAGAGGCAACUGAAAACUACUCACACUCACAGUGUCAGCAUGAGUGUGUAUAGGUAGCUCGUCUUCAUUUUUAGAUGGUCAGGUCUUUGCAUUCGUCAUUACCCGUGGAGUUAUCGUCAUCCAGCUGGCUAGUUGACAGCUCAUUACAGCACACAACAAAGUCAUGUGAACACCAAUCAAAGAGACCCAGAGCUUCCAAAAUGAUGUCAGUGAAGUUCUUUUGAGUGUUGUGAAAAAGAGAGGAGAGAUACCAGUGCCCACUGAGGGGAGAUUGAUGUAAAAUAAAUAGUCUUGCUAAAAAAGCAUCUCAUUGUUGAGUGCUCUCCAAGCACCUCAACCUUGGUUUGGUAUUCCAAGUGAGUUUCAGGCCCUGCUGGUCCAGGGUUCAGCUCAGGCAGCUGAAUGGUCCUCUUUCCAUUCCUAGUACAUUGCAGUCGGAGGCUCACCAGAACAUGAGACUCAAUGGUGUGAUGUAGACUACUAGAACUUCAGUCUAUUUGCAAAAAUGGUCCAUGGGAUUUUGUUUUGGUCCCUUAUCUUUUUAAAACUCCCAAUUUCAGUUCCCAUUUUGGAAGGUAUUAAGCAACUAUGGCUUUGAUGGUCACAAAGAUGUUUAUGAAUAUUUCAGAGGUAAACUUCUAGUAAUGGUGUGCACACUUGCAAACACUUUGUGCUUCACCCAGCUGUUUCUGUUUUUUAUCGUGGCCAAGUAGUCUUUUUCUUUCCUUAUUUUUCACUGUUAAGUUUGCCAUUUCUUCAUUUUUUUACAUUGGGACUGCUCUGCCAAUAUCAGGCUGACCAAAAGAUGUCUUUCCUUUUCUAUUGCAUAAUACUGCCAUUUGAUUUAGUCAUGUUGAAUAGAAUGAGUUACAAUGUUGGGAGUGCUAAGUCUGUUUUAUUUUCUCAAGUUUGCAAUCUGUUAUAAAAUGUUGGAGAUUUCCUGUGUAACACUCACAUAACCAAAAGAACAAAAAUGCUUUACAUGGUAAGUAGGUGCCACUAUUAAACUAACGGCUACUAUGUGUUGUGACAAUAUUAUGACAUGUCCUCUCCAGGUGUUUGGAAGGUGUUAUGUGGUCCUUGGAGGACACAUCCUCUAUGAUAUCCUAUUAUUUUUUUUUAUGUGUCUGUUUCUGUUGAAUAUGUUUUUUUUAUUGUUUUGUUUUUUUAAUUGAGGACACUGUAUGCAAUCUGCACCACGAAUGCCACUGAUCGACACUUACUGUACGCUCCCUGAGACACAGAUGUUCUGUCAUCAGUUCAGAUGAUUGCAACCACAUGUGUAGUGGCUUUAUGGUUUUCCAUAGAGUGACAUAGCAAUCACACUAAUCUAAAAAUAUUUUAUUUUACAAAGUGAUAAGACCAGAGUUGUUUUAGAGGAAUUGUUAUCGUACUGAAUAGAUUUUCUAAUAUAUUUAAAAUCUUAUUUUAAUCAGAAAUAAUGUGACUAACACCACUCAUACCAAUAUACAUACAGAUAAUAUUACAGUACAGACUAACAUCAUGUAUUCACAUAAGCAUUCCAAAGAUAAAAGAUGUAUGUUCAUUUCACAUGCCAUCAAAUUGUAUAAAACAGACUUAGGUACUAGUCCAUUGUACUGCGGUCUUAGUAGGAGAGUGAAUGGGGAGUGGAGGUGGUCACUGGAGUAUCUGGUUGUGACUUAUGCCGGAUUUUAUUUUUGAAAUGUUGGAACACAAAGAACAACUCAUCAAGAACUGUAUAAAGUAUAUUUCAAUGGAAUGUUCAUGAUCUAUCUUUUUAUAUUUUGAAGAAAAAAUAGAAACAUAUCAAUAAAGUGUCAUAAUUGAACAUAUUUCUACUAUUGAGACUUAAAAUGUAUGAAUGUCAAUGCGAUCUAAUGUGAACCAAUCUCCAUAGCAGCUUGAAUGAAUAACUGAUUAACAGUCAUGAGAUGCUUUUUCAGAGACAUUAAAAUUGCUUCAAAUCACUGAAAUGAACUUAAAAUAAAUGAAAAAGUGACAUCAA
Messenger RNA from Siniperca chuatsi (mandarin fish), 14808 nucleotides. RefSeq names its product potassium voltage-gated channel, Shaw-related subfamily, member 3b (gene kcnc3b). Gene Ontology annotation, molecular function: delayed rectifier potassium channel activity; protein binding. Gene Ontology annotation, cellular component: voltage-gated potassium channel complex; neuronal cell body membrane; dendrite membrane. Gene Ontology annotation, biological process: protein homooligomerization; potassium ion transmembrane transport. Lineage: Eukaryota; Metazoa; Chordata; Actinopteri; Centrarchiformes; Sinipercidae. The record is from RefSeq and is a predicted model, not a curated record. Bases 870 to 2957 code for a protein of 695 amino acids. The transcript has 6 exons.